UAUACAGAGGAUCUUCAGCAGAAAUCUAUUCAGAAACAAAGUCAAAGAUGAACAGAGCUACUAUUGCAAUGAUUUGCAUCCUGCUCCUGUGUGCUAUUGUUGCACAGGGUACUGGAGGACAGUGUCUGUGCCCCAAGACCAGCACCAAUUUUAUCAAUCCGAGAACCAUCAAGACUUUACGAUAUAUUCCCAAAGGAUCACAUUGUCAUAAAUGGGAGAUAAUCGUUACCAAGAAAAGUGGGCAGAAAGUUUGUGUGAGCCCUGAUGCCAAGUGGGUGAAGAUUAUCAUUAAAUCCAGGAAAGAUUUCAGACCACAUAACUAAGAAAUGAAGCAGCAAUGUGAUUCACUUGAUUGCACACCAGGGAAGAUGCUGUACAAUGCCCCUGAAGAGCAUUCUUUUUCUGAUAUCACCAUUCAAUAUGUUUGAGCAGUUCCCCUGCAUUGAUUCUCUGUAACGUAUUUCAUUGUUCAACCAUCUUAUACUGUAAUUGUUUACACAGAGCCUAAGAAAUCAGGCUGCUAUUGUGAAAUUUUGUGCCAUGGUAGAGGUUUUCUUUUCAUAAAAUAUGAGAUGUGCGAUUAUACUGAAUAUGGUCUGGCAUUGUUUCAAGAUACAGUACAACUAAAAGCAAUUGGUUAACAUACUCCUUUCAUAUGGGAAAAUAAUUCCUAAUCAUCAGAAUGUGCAGGUGGAAAAGAAAUAUUGGCAGACUUGUGAACUUGGGGAGGCAUAAGAGUAAAG
This is a messenger RNA of Rhincodon typus (whale shark), 743 nucleotides long. RefSeq names its product interleukin-8-like. Gene Ontology annotation, biological process: inflammatory response; antimicrobial humoral immune response mediated by antimicrobial peptide; cellular response to lipopolysaccharide. The coding region runs from base 48 to 323 and encodes 91 amino acids. Lineage: Eukaryota; Metazoa; Chordata; Chondrichthyes; Orectolobiformes; Rhincodontidae. Gene Ontology annotation, molecular function: CXCR chemokine receptor binding; chemokine activity. Gene Ontology annotation, cellular component: extracellular region. The transcript has 4 exons. The record is from RefSeq and is a predicted model, not a curated record.